Caenorhabditis bovis is the source of this 753-nucleotide messenger RNA. The record is from the annotation of a GenBank genome assembly. NCBI's taxonomy places the organism in Eukaryota, Metazoa, Nematoda, Chromadorea, Rhabditida, Rhabditidae.
AUGCACACCGUCCUGAUCGCAUUGCUCAUAUUUGGCAUCGGCGGGUGUGAAGCGCUCAAAUGUUUCGAUUGCUAUGGAACAGGUCCCGAUCAUAAAGCGUGCACCGAGGAGAGGACCUGCAAUGGAGUGGCUUGCAUGAUUUUCGACGCUGGCGAUAAUCAGACGGCUUCUGCGUUUUGCCUGCUUGCCAUGAAAGGAAAGAAGAUGGACGAGGCGAAAGAUGGCUGCUGGCUCGAGCCGGACGGCAAAGGAAAACACUGUAUGUGUUUCAGCGACUACUGCAAUAAGCUCAUCGAUCGUAGGAACACGAAUGAAGCUGAUCCGAUGGCUCCAUUAUUGCCGACGGCGGAAUUCCUCAAGCAGAACCCGCUGGUUGAUUAUGACGCGCCAAAUCUUGGAGAUUAUGUUGAUGAGGGAGCCCAUCCAGCACCGAAGCAUGUGUUGUUCCCAAGCGCUGACAAACAGGAUCCACGGGUGGCGGGAAGCGAGGAUGAUGAUGAUGAUCUUGUUCCUGUCGAGUUUGAGGAUUACAAGGAUAUGGAUGAUGAGAGGAAUGAUGUCGGCGAAAAGGGUGUUCCACUUCCAGUUGAUCCCGAUGUUGUUGCUGUCGAUGAGGAAGCCGGACAAGUUCACCAUCGAGAGCCUGAGCAUCGACGUAACAAUAAGAUAUCAUCGAGCUUCAAGCCGCCAUCUUGGGUGUUGUUCUUGUUCCCAAUGGCCGCUUCGUGGGCGAGAUUUGCCGUCAACUUUUAA